Molecule: messenger RNA, 1086 nt
Organism: Petromyzon marinus (sea lamprey)
Lineage: Eukaryota; Metazoa; Chordata; Hyperoartia; Petromyzontiformes; Petromyzontidae
Source: RefSeq, a predicted model, not a curated record
AUGGCCGACGGGGUCAAAAAUGAGCGAACAGGAGAGGGAAAGCGCCCAAGCGACUCGCACGGCAACGGGCGAGACGGCGCCCCCGGGGGGCAACGCGGCGACGACGACGACACGAGGGUGGGGGCGGCCGCAGCGCCUCUCAACCCGCGCCUCUCAACCCGCCCUUCUCAACCCGCGCCUCUCAACUCUCGCCUCUCAACUGGCGCCUCUCAACUCGUGCUUCUCAACUCGCGCCUCUCAUCUCUCGCGCCUCUCAACCCGCGCCUCUCAACUCUCGCCUCUCAACUGGCGCCUCUCAACCCGCGCCUCUCAACCCGCGCCUCUCAACUCUCGCCUCUCAACUGGCGCCUCUCAACUCUCGCCUCUCAACCCGCGCCUCUCAACUCUCGCCUCUCAACUGGCGCCUCUCAACUCGCGCUUCUCAACUCGCGCCUCUCAUCUCUCGCGCCUCUCAACCCGCGCCUCUCAACUCUCGCCUCUCAACUGGCGCCUCUCAACCCGCGCCUCUCAACCCGCGCUUCUCAACUCGCGCCUCUCAUCUCUCGCACCUCUCAACCCGCGCCUCUCAACUCUCGCCUCUCAACUGGCGCCUCUCAACCCGCGCCUCUCAACCCGCGCUUCUCAACUCGCGCCUCUCAUCUCUCGCGCCUCUCAACCCGCGCCUCUCAACCCGCGCCUCUCAACCCGCGCCUCUCAACUCGCCCCUCUCAACCCGCGCCUCUCAACCCGCGCCUCUCAACUCGCCCAUCUCAACCCGCGCCUCUCAACCCGCGCCUCUCAACUCGCGCCUCUCAACCCGCGCCUCUCAACUCGCCCCUCUCAACUCGCCCCUCUCAACUCGCGCCUCUCAACCCGCGCCUCUCAACCCGCGCCUCUCAACCCGCGCCUCUCAACCCGCGCCUCUCAACCCGCGCCUCUCAACCCGCGCCUCUCAACCCGCGCCUCUCAACCCGCGCCUCUCAACCCGCGCCUCUCAACCCGCGCCUCUCAACCCGCGCCUCUCAACUGGCGCCCCUCAACUCGCGCCUCUCAACUCGCGCCCCUCAACGCAAGGCAGAGGGUCGCGAGGAGGUCGUGAGCUUGUGA